GCGCUUAAUAACGGUGGUAGUGUGAACUGACGCUAGGGAAGCGGAGUCAGGAAACAUGGCAGACGAGGAGGACGCGGCUCCGGAGCCUGCCGCUGCCUCUCCACCGGUGAGCCCUCCCUCCGAGCGGCCUCACUUUGUAUCUUUCUCCGAGAGUGUCCAGCCGGCUGUCGGAAUGAUGAGCCAGCUGCUGAGCCAGCCGUCUUCCCUCAAGUUUGAUAAAAACAUCAAACAGGCCUUCUACAACACGGGGGCGAUGAUCUUCGUGGCUAUCUGCUGCGGGGCAGCGGUGCUCGUCUACUUCAUCCUGGAGGCCUUCCUCCGCCCGUUACUGUGGGCUACACUCUGCGGAACCUUUCUCCACCCCUUCAAGCACUCUUUAGCUCGGCUUGGCCGCUCCUGGCUCAGCGGCCUGCAGGAAACCGGGACGCCCAUCGUGCUGGGGACCCUGCUGGUCCCAGUGUCGUGCGUGAACUACGGGGUGGACGCGAUGGGCCGGCUGGUGCUGGAGAGGCUCACGGUGCUGCUGGCGAUCGGGGCUGGGGCGCCGCUGAUCUAUUUCCUCUACUUGUCCUGGAGCGUGAUCGGCAUGCAGGUGAUCCUGGGGCACGUUUGCGGUGUCAUCGGAGCCUUUCUGGACUGUUUUCACACAGUGUGGGUGAGUGAUCGGCCCGUGGGUACACACCCCUCUCUGAAAGCAACAAAAGCUCAACUGUGUCAGUAAGUGGAAACCGCUGGGUGGGUGAGGCCAGCAUGCCAACUGAGUCACUACUAAAAAGCACAAAGAGGAACUCGAUCAGAUUCUUGGUCAGAUGUUUGAUUCCUUGUUAAGUUUUGUCUGUAUUUAGGGCUGGGCGAUAAAACGAUAACGAUAUAUAUCGAAAAUUAUUUUCCCCGAUAUCGAUAUGAAACAUGGUCCAAAUGCUUUUUGCUAGUCAGCAUUCUGCCAUGUUUUGGUAGACUAUAUGAAUAGCCAAUGAAAAGGGGAAUUUCUCUGGGUCUACUUCGGGUCGAACCAAUCGUGCUGAAUUAGAACCAAGUAGCAAAUGAACUGCGUAGUAGCAGGCUGCAGCUACACACAACCAUAGCACUUUAAUUCGUGAAGCCAACAGCACUGUCAGUGAGAAAAAAAGAAAAUGAGGGUUACCCCUGCACAAAUGCAAGACUCAACAGAUGAUGACAUCGGCGACAACACUGGCAUGAAAACGUUGGUGGUGUGGAGGUAUUUUGUUUUUUUUAGGUUGGAUAUGAAGCAGAGUAAUGUGAACUGCAAAUUAUGUUGAGUACAUGUUCUCCCAAAGUUGGGGAAUACCUCAAACCAUUUUCACCACCUGAAGCAGUGCCACGCCCCAGAGCACACACAAUGCAAAAGGUUACAAACCCCAAGCGGAGCAAGGAGCCCAUGGCGCCUGUGAAACAGCCGACCAUUCAGUCCGCUUUUUCUAGCGCAACGCCUUACGACAAAACGUCAAAGAGACACAAAGACCUCACAGAUGCAGAAGCUUAUGGUACAGCAAAAGACAUGCUACCAAUAAGCACUGUUAAAUUCCAUUUUUUAUAUCGAUACCCAGCCCUACCUGUAAUGAUUGUCAAUCUCUAUUCGGAAACUAAGUUUAGAGACAGAAUGGUUUAGGCUGAAGAUAUUUAACUGCAACAACAUUCAGUCUUAGUUUCCUGCACAAACUCAGAAACAGCUGAUUGUCUGAUUAUUGCAAAUAAAUUAGCGGAAGUUCAAGGUAUAGUCCUUUUUGGAUUAGCAUUAGCCACCAAUCUAGUUUGUUUGUACUGAAUAUUUUUGUUCUUGUUCCGGGUCUGCAAAAAUUGUUAACAUGAAUUUGAAAAAGUAGUUGCUAUUUGCACUUGAAUUCAGUAAUGGACAGACCAAACUACAAAAACAAACAACUCUUUAUUAAGAAAACAGCUCAUGUAGCAUGUGAUGUUAACUUUAAUUGUCAAGAACAAGUUUUAUUAUUAUUAUCAAAUGACUCCACAUGAUAUCAUAUCAUCAUCCCAACACAAUCCCUGAAACCAAACAGACUUUCACACAGAGUACACGACUAUAAUGGCAUUAACAUAUUAAUCUUACAGAAAAAAAGGGGUUUUCAGGAACUUCUGCUCCAACUUUUCAAUCAAUACCUUAUUAUUCCUACACAGCUCUGGAGGUCUGAGCUUAGCUUCACUUUGAUUUGAUCCAAAUUGAGUUUAACGUUUCUCCCCAGACAGUCUGUCCUUUCUCCCGACACAGAGGUGAAUCGACACAGGGCCCUUGUCUAUAAAUAGGCCAAAGAAACUAUAUUAAAUUACACUGAAAGAUGUCUUUGUGCAGAGAGAAGCGAGCUGGACCUUUGUGUUCAGAUGAUUUCAGACAUUAGUUUUCAUGCUGGACUCACUCAACAUUGUUAACCAUGGUCAAAGGUUAACAAGGAAAGCCCAGAGAAAACAGUCUGAUUCGGGUUAAAGUAGCAGACAUUCUUCUACAGAUGUGAAUGUUGUAAAAGUUUAUUCUUAAAGUGUUAUACAAGUUUUUUAAACCUGUCAGGAGGCUCACAAAUAUUUUUGUUUUUCACACUCUUCUCUCUGACUCUUUGGCGUCUCCUCAGGUGUGCACUGUGGUGUUUGGCUACCUGUUGGCUGUUUGUUUCAAAUGGGGUCCCCACACUGAGCAUUACCUACGGGCUGUGGCUCUUCCUGUGUGGUCUGUCCUGCUCUUCUACAUAGGUGAGUGAGCCUUUAUGGGGAAAACCUGCUCAGACAAGUUAGUCUUCAUUUCAGACUUUAUGUUCACUUUGUUUUCACAGACAAGUUUUUUUUGUUUUUCUUGCAUUUUUGCAAACUUCGGUGAACAGGUAUUUUGUAGCUGGAGGCAAUCUUAGAGACAAACAGCCCCAAACCAGUUUUAGCUCUCUGGUGGAGAUUAAACGGUGUCUUUACUGGUCCACCAUCAGACAGAGCACAUGCUGAGCAGAUGAGAAAGUCUCCAGUAUUUUUAGCACACUUGACCUUCAUGCAUGAAAUGUUAAAAGUGACUGAGUGCCUGUUUAAAACUGCCACCACAUGAUUAGACGAUUAUCACAUUCCCUCAGCUAUUAUGUAGACUUGAGAAACUUUUAAUUCCCCUCACAGUACUUAUCUAGUAGUCCGCCAGAAGUUUGUAUUUUCCCCAAAAAUGAAAGCUAUUUUAACACUUCGCUUACUCAUCUUCCUGUUUUAGUGUCUUUGACCGGCUCCUGGAGAGUGCCCAUGUUUGUGGUUAUGGUUAUACUCUUGAUCGUGGGCUCCCAAGAGAAACCGCCGGUCCCUGGCAGAGGUGAAUACUCAACACACCUACACAAGGAUAUUUAAAUUCACCAUUUAGACACCUCUGCUCACCCCAGCUGGGUUUUAACACAUUUUAAUAAAAGGAAACUGAUAGUUUUUAAAAGGAAGUAAACAUUGCAAAGUAACGUGUUUAUGUUUUCUUACCGAGUACCUCAGGUGAGAUCAUGUUAACACAGAAAGUUAUCAGACUCUCAAAUAAAAAAUAGGACGUUUUUGUGAUUUUUUAAAAACUUUUUUUUGUCUCCCUCACCCUCUCAGGAGAGCUGUCUGGACAGGUACUGUCAUUCGCUGCUAACACUAUUUACAUGGCCAUCUCCUGUAGCAACCUAAAGCCAAAAGCUGAGCCCAGUGAAAGCUCGAUUACAGGUGAGACAAGAAAGCUUUACUUCAAACAGGAAUGUAGGUCAACAUUCAGAGAAGAGAAACUCUCAACACUUCCUCUUUGGCAUCAUUGUUGAAACUUCAGUGGUUUGCACUUGCUGCAUGAAACGAAACUGAUGUCUGUCCUUAUUUCUUUAUCUUUAUCUUCCUCUGUGCUUUCUUUGUCAUCUCCUUCAAAGAUGGAGUGCACUCUGUGGGCCCUCCUCCUUGCACUCCGGGAUUUCCCCGGGGCUCCCGUUCAUUACCAGCCGGCCUCUUCCAGAGAGAGAAAAGCACGCACAGGGCCAGUGACAUCUACUUUAUUCUGCUGGUGUGGGCCUUCGUGCUGGUUCAGGUGUGGCUCAACCUGUGGAUUCUACAGCUGCUGCCGAUACCUGUGGCUGGUAACAUCACGCUCAAACACAUACACACACACAUACACACGCAUGCAGUCUUUUUCACACAGUUCUUCUUACAUCUGUUCAGACUAAUGUUGCAUUGAUGCUUCAGUGUGGGUGCUGAAGAAGCUGGUGGUCCGCUUUGGUCUGAAGAGCUUUGCAGAACGGACUCUCAGCUCGUGGUGGGCGGUGUUGGAGAGGCAGGGACGUGAGCGAGAGGAGGCCCUGCUGCCCGGACCAAUCAAAGGCCUGGCUCAGUUUCUGCUGCGUAUCGACACAAAGGUAAUGUUGCUGACUGAUUUUAAGGUGCCAGAGGGCUCUCUUUAAUGGCUCUGUCUCUGUUUUUACAUUGUCAUCUAGCACACACAAUUCUGUCAAAGUUCAGUAUCUUAGUCACUGUGUGGAUUCAAGGUGCCUGGUGCUUAAUCAGUACUGUCUGCACAAGAGGAAGUUUUAGCUUAGCACAGAGUUGACAGAGCAAUAUUUGAAAUAGUUCAACAAUGUGGGACAACUUUAAACUUUGGGUAUAAUAAAGAUAAGAGCACUUACUUUAUUUUUGGAAGAAGUUAGACAAAGUUUUGCAGAGAGAUACCUACUCUAGGUCUUUCCCUUCCCCCAAACCAUGUAACUGACAAACAUGAAAAGAAGGCCACUGAGGAUUUCUGAUGCAGAUUUUGAACUCAGCUGUUUCAUGGAAGAAAAUAAAUGUUCAUUACAUUUCAGGAAAAAGUUUUACUCUGCUGCUCAUGUUCUAAUACAGGUUUAGAUUUUAAAUAAGUCAACACAAGCCCUGAAAUCACAUUUAUCAUUUUUCAGUAAAAAUAGGAUAAAGAAUAAUAAGAAAUUAAGAUCUCAAUCCUUGUUCUGGUCCAGUCUCUUCACCCUCACUUGGAAAUAAUACUCCUGCUUUCUACUUACAGUCUCUUUUCAGCCAAGUCUUAGUUAGAUCAGUGCCCAGGAUGUAAAAGGCACACUCAACGCAUUUUUGUUUUUUACAGGAGUGAGUAACCCAGUCAACAGAGGUUGUCCCGAAAGGUACUUCUGCUGGAUAAACACAGUUAUGGCGGUAGACAAAAAUAGCUUAAGAGUGUUUAACAUACCGUAUUUUUCGGGCAAUAUGGCGCACUGUGAAUCAACAUGUCUAUGUUCACACAUAAGGCGCACUAGAUUGUAAGGCGCAUUAAGCAUUGAUUGGUUUAUUGUUGGUAGCGAGUACUCCAGGCCUGGGCUGCCUUACAUGAAUGCACCUCUAGUUUCGACAUUACAGUCAGGCAGUCUUGUAGACUGCUCAGCAGUCCCGUUAUGGAGCCGAUCAGGUAGUGACAAAGCGUACUGUAAUGCUCCAAAUAUACACUGAGCGGAGCAGUUUCAUUGCUUACCAAAGUCAUACUAACGCGUUUGGACAGAUUUUUGAGCGCAUUGUACUAUGGAUUCAGAUUGUACCACAUAAAAUCAGUCAGUAAGCACAACAAGUAACCAUACAUAAGGCGCGCUAGAUUAUAAGGCGCACUGUCAUUUUUUGAGAAAAUGUAAUUUUUUUAGUGCGCCUUUAGUCCGAAAAAUACAGUAGAUAUUUGAUGUGUUAGCACUCCCCCCCCUAGAGGAAUAAGCUUUUAUUCCAAUGGAACAUGUUUGUUACUUCUCUUUCUGUCUCUGUUGCCUGCAGAGCAAAUGUAGAGACACAACUCCCAACACUUUGGUCAGUAGUCAAGUUAAGGAGUGCAAGACUGUUCACUAGAUUAUCACCAGCAGAUGGCAGUAAAAGAGAAUUGAUCAAAUAGUCAGGAGGGCCUGUGCAAACAGUUAUCCUUCACUGCAAUAGCUUCACCGUCUGCUGUCAUGUUUGUACACCCCUGUUCAGCUAUAGACGUAAGAGAUGGAAUGGUGUUGAACAAGAGAAGUCAAAGGCAGAAUUUGCCCUCUACUGACCGAAAAAGGUACUGCAACUCAUUUUUCAUCUCAUCAGUCUGAAUCCUCCUGCAUCUGUACUGAUUUUAAAUCCAGUUCAAAUAUCCACAUCAGCCUCUCCCCUCUAGGGGAAAAUGGACUGACUCGACUUGUGCACAAAAGACAUAAAUCAAACUUAGACAAAGACGAAUUCUACAUAAAAACUAAAAAAGAUGAGAUGAGAUCUAGAAAGAACUCUGUCCACUGUCUGGUAAGGUACCGCCACAUCUCUAGUGCUCAUGAAGUGCUGUUUUGUGAUGCUGCCCCUAAAUUUUCUACCUUCAAUGAAAGAGAAAAUGAACAGCUACAGCUGGUGAACAGUGUGAAUCAUUCAAAGUUUGAAGCCCAUAUUUCUGAAAAAGGGAGUUAAAGGGACAUUCCGGUGUAAAAUUAAUUUAGGGUCAAACACACCGUAACACAGAGUUAGAGACCCCCUUGAGAGAUGAAUGUUGGUGACCGCUUGCUUCUUUAGUUAUACCAACUUUAGUGAUGAUCACAGAUAGCGAUAAACAGCGGUCUGAGGAGCCAUAAACAAACCUAAACCAAAACGCCACUCUAUAGCCACAAAUAAUGCUCAGAACAGCACCUAACUUCAUCAACGGUACAUACAGGGUUCCAGCCACCAAACAUCUUUAAUUUCUUUAGCAAAGAGACUAAACACAACUUACCUACUCUCAUCCAGCAGCUGCUUGUUUGUAGUGAGACCUCGGGCCAGUCCAUUAUGGACUACAGCGGGGUGACGCAGCUUAAGGAAGAACAUUUAUAAUCAUUUCUUCAUGGAAAUGCAAUCAGACCGAGACGCUAAGGCAGAAGAACUACCACAUCUGCAGUGCAAAAUGAUUAAUAUGAUGAUUAUUACUUGAAGGAAAUGAUAAAGUAAUGAUGUGGCUGGGACCCUUUAUGUACUGUUGAUGAAGUUAGGUGCUGUUCUGAGCAUUAUUUGUGGCGUUUUGGUUGAGGUUUGUUUAUGGCUCCUUAGACCGCUGUGUAUUGCUAUUGUGCGGUCGUUACUAAAGUUGAUAUAAUACAGAAUAUAAUAGAGUAUAAUAGAGAAGCAAGCAUUUGGUAACAUUCAUCUCUUGAGGGGGUGUCUAACUCGGUGUUAUGGUAUGUUUGACACUGAAUUAAUAAUACGCCGGAAUAUCCCUUUAAUAUCUCACUUGCAUUUGUCAAAUAAACACUAACAUAAACUCCCCCUGCUGACAUCUUUGACACGAAAGGUUGUCUUUCCCCUGAUGUUUUUGGGAGUCUGUUGGUCAUGUGUUGAUCACAAUGACUUGCAUCCUACAGUUCAGCCACACUCCCUGUAUGUGGUGUAUUUAACCUGCCUGCCACACUUCUCUUCCCGACCUCUGACUGCCUGUACCCAAGAGGCCGUGUUCUUGUCGCACGGGUACAUGUGAUGACUGCUGCACAGAUCUUUCCAAAAAUAAUCUUCCCAAUGUCUCUUUGUCUCCUCCCCAAGCUCUGGCAUUGGCUUAACAAGCAGGUAAUGACAUAGAGGAGCAGAGUGCUGAGAGAAAGUGUGUAUGAGCGAAAACACAGAUUAAAAAUAACCUGUCCAUAUGUGUGGGUGUGGGUGGAGGCGUGAGCACACCUUGUAGUAGCUUGGACUGGCACUUUACCCAUCCACUGUCAUCACCCUGUCAUCCUGUCUUUUUGUUUGUCCUCUCGCUGCUUUCUCUGCUGCCUGCUUUAUUUUUGAGAGGAAGCUACAGUCGAGCUGAGGUUUUUUUUUUUUUUCUGUCCCUCGGCCUCGUCUGUACCUUCCCUGCUGCCCUGCUGUGACCUAACCCAGCGGGUUUGGCUGGAGAGUGAAUGAGCUGCAUGAAGAGAUUGCUGAUGUAGACAGAGCGGAGCAGAGAUGGAGAAAAGGGCAGGGUGUCUGGACACAUUGGUCUGUAAUCUACGGGUUGACUGUGUUUUUCAGAAUAGAUGUAAGAGGACCACGGCUCUGACUUGGCAGGGUUUAGAUCUAAUAAAGCUGAGACGUUUUAUAGAGGUGAUAUAUGAAAACACCACUCAGCUUAUUAACACUAAAAAGAAUAACCUUUAUGUUCUGGAUUCUCCUUGUGGUGUUUUGUAGUGAUUUGACCAUUUCUUCAAAAGUUUUAGAUCCAAGAGACAAAGAUGAUAGUUGUCAAAAAAUAAACUGUCCUGCUACAAUAGAGAAGCUCAAAGAGGCCAAACGAGAGAAAAAAUGGACGUCUGUUUCGUUGAAAUCUAAUCUGAAUCAAGCGCUUUUUUUCUUUCCUACAAAAAUGGAACAGUCUAGGCAUCCAAAUCCUUCAAGAGCUUUUGCUUCUGGGGAAUAGUGCUUCAUUGUUGUCGGUUGAUAAACUAGUUUGCCCUUUUGUAGAGAAGUGUCCUCUGUAACAGAUCCUCUUUCAGUCCCGUAACCUGAUCUUAACACAAGGCUUUUGUGACAUUAACACACAUAAUUCUGGAGACUAAAUUUGUCAUAGGUUUGCUGUGAUGCAGUUGUGGAUCAUUGAGAAACCUGGGUGAAGUAUUUUCGACACUUUUGAACGGCGUUAACUUUAAAAGGCUGGAGUGCUUUUAGAAUUAAAGGUAGCGGAAUAAUGAAAGUCAUGCAUUCAGAGGCACACAGCCCGAGUUUUUCAUUUGCAUGUUUCCAGCUGCAAAGAUGUGUGCAUGCAUGGUACAGAUAACUCAGACUUUGACUGACAGAGUCUUAAACUUUUUUUCAAGUGGGUGGAUUUCAAACCUAAAUUGGAAGAUCACAGGUUUCUCCAUGUUUCUUAGUUACACUUUCUCCUCAGCCUCCUCAGAAUAGCAAUGACUUUAUAUCUUCUCUCCUUCACCCCCCUCUUUGUUUCCUGUCGCUGUCUUCCUCCUCUCUCUACCUGUGCAGAUGAUUGUGUGGUUGGAGCGAUCUCUGGAUAAAAUCAUCAGCAUCUUCAUCAUCUUCCUUCUGGUCACAGGGACGUUGCUCAUGGCUCUUCUGCUCACUGCCAUGGUAUGUUGUUACUCCUUUAAGUCACUGCAUACGCUCACAUUAGAGACAUCGUCCCGUAUAACUGUUAUCCUUUUAGGUACAUCAUGAAAGCGCACAUAUCAUCGACGUAACAAGUAAUCUCAUCAACGAAACCGUGUCCAACCAUCCAGAAUGGGCCAAGUAGGAAACUUUCUACUUUGGAAGAUUUAUCUCUCUCUUUGGAUGUAAUAAUGUCAUCAGCUAAACUCUUUUUUUUUUUUCCUCCUUCAGUUGGCUUCCAGAGGCUCGCGUGGUGCAGAAGGCUCUGAACUCAGCUGCGACUAAUGUCUAUCAACAUGGUAGAGAAUGGAUAACACAUAAGGUGAGGAUAACAGCUGCUGUGGUGCUGCUCUGGGAUUUAAGCAAAACCUAAAAACUUUGUCUUUCUUCUUCUUUGUAGCUUCAUAAGAUGUUAGGAGACAAAGUAAACCACACAGCUGUGAUUGAGAAACAAGUUUUGGAGCUUUGGGACCGACUGUACCACUCCUGGUUUGUGAAGGUAGUGUGAGGACAGCCCGGUAUGUUGAAGCCCUUGACGUGAAAAGAUGUUUAAAUAUCUUAUUCUCAAAAAUCAUGUUUCAAACAGAACACGACCCACACUGGACGCCAUCGGGGUCACAAGAUGAUGGCGCAGAGAUCGAACAACUGGUUGGUUGACAUCCUGGACUGGAAGGACAUUGCCUCAUUUCUGCAGGAGAAUAUUGAGACCCUGCUCUCUGUAAGUUUUUGUGAGUUUGGUUUGUGAGGAGUUUUCAGCUUCUUAUAUAACUGAGUAAAUUCAACAGUGAUACCUGAAAACGAUCAAGACCAUCAUCAACAAGACUGACGAUUUCUGUAUCACAGUUUUAAUACCUGUAUCCACUACGAGAGGCUAGGUGUGGAGGCACACUGAGGAAAUUUACUCUUUUUGUUUUUAUACAGCAAGUACUCACAGUGAGGAGUAUAUGUGACAUUCAAAAGACAGCAGGAGGAGACGAAAGCACCACGAACACAUGCACAAAAUAAACUCAUUUUAGAAAAGAGGUGGUGAUGCUACAUGUGGCACAAACAGAGAGUUCAUCAUAAGAGCUUUCAGUGAUGUUUGCUGUCAUUUCAAAAACAUUUGUCCAAAGCCCUUUAAGAAGGAAGGAUUCAACAUCAUGUUCGUCAUUAUUUUUCUUGGAAACUGCAGAGACAGAAAUAAAUGUGUUGUUUCUCUGCCAUGCCAUGGCUGGCUGACAGUGGGUGUCGUAACAUCUGGAAGUUAUUGAGAGCUUUACAGCUCCGUGUCUCCACCCUUCCUGUUGUUGAUAUGUUUGCUGUUGCCUUGUUUUUUUUUUUUGUAGAUCCUGGAGUCUCUGUGGGUGGUGAUGAGUCGAAAUGUUGGCCUCCUCAUCUCCACGACCACCACUCUUGUCACCGUCCUGUUUCACAGCGGCACAGCUCUGCUCAACUUCGCCCUCAGUCUGGUAUGAACCUCUCGCCAUCAAAUACUAAUACUUUAGUGGAAUAAUGAGGAUGUCUUGUUGGGGAAAGAAAAGGAAAAUUUUAAAAUUUUAUCAGGCAGCAAACCGGAACAUUUGAGUUUAAAUGUCCUGUGAGUUUUUUCUCGGCUGUAAAACAGAAAAUUGAUCGAAUGAUUGAUUGUUUCUUUCCUAUAUUGAACAAAUUUGGUCGACAUGUUGCCUUUUAUUACGCAGGUCAUUUUCCUGACCACUCUCUUCUACCUGCUGAGCUCCAGCGGUGAAUACUACAAACCUGUGAAAUGGGUGAUCAGCCUGACCCCCCUCUCCCAGCCUGGACCCUCCUCUAAUAUCAUAGGCCAGUCCGUGGAGGAGGCCAUCAGGUAGAGGAGUCCUCUUUUGAAUACGCUGACAUCAAAAUAAUGUAAAAAACAAAAACUUUGUUUUUUUCUGACCUUUUGUGUUUGUUUCUCUUAAAGAGGAGUGUUUGACGCCUCUUUUAAGAUGGCGGGCUUCUACGGCCUCUACACUUGGCUGACACACACCAUCUUUGGCAUCAACAUCGUCUUCAUUCCCUCAGGUGAGUCUGCAUGUUCAGAGCUGUUCCACUACCUGUACCUGCCAGGCCACAGUUGUUGUUUUCUCACUCCGAUAAUCCCUCCCUCUCAUUCGGAAGCUUUGGCUGCCAUCCUGGGUGCCGUGCCGUUCCUCGGGACAUACUGGGCGGCGGUGCCAGCAGUGUGUGACCUGUGGCUGGCACAGGGAGAAGGCGUUAAGGCGGUUCUGCUGCUGAUCUGCCACCUGCUCCCGACCUAUUUUGUGGACACAGCAAUCUACUCCGACAUAUCAGGGUAGGUCAACAAGCAUAAACCAAAUGCUUUGUUGGUAAAUGAAUACGGCUCAGAAAAGAAAGGACUCUGUCAGCGAGGUCUAAAAAUAGUGCUUCUUUCUGCGUCAGUCAGUUUCAUAACCAUCAGCUGUUUGAGAUGGACCUGACAAAAAAAACAGCAGGCCGGAUAAUACUCCAGCUCGGCUUUUAUUGGCAGCCAGACUUCCUGUUGAAAUCUGUUUCCUGUUGUGCUGCCUCCCAUGUUUGUUUCUGACUCAUUUGGAGCUGCUUCACGUCAUGAUAAGAUGUUAGAAAAAGGUUCAUGUUGAUCACCUUUUAAGGUCAGGUAGAUUCUGACUCAUAGUUCAGUAUAUUUAAAUCUUCUAAAAUGAUGUUUGAGAAUUCUCUCUGUCCUGAUUUCUUGUUUUUAUGUCUCAGGGGUGGACACCCGUAUCUGACAGGUCUUGCAGUGGCAGGUGGAGCGUACUAUCUGGGUCUGGAGGGCGCCAUCAUCGGGCCGAUCCUCCUCUGCAUCCUGGUAGUUGCAGCAAACAUCUACAGUGCCAUGCUGAUGAGCCCGAGCUCAACGCUGCCAACACCUGUGCAGUCCACCUGGCCGCUGCACCCCAUGAGGUAAAAUUUUGACCUGAGAUAUAAACGUGAUACGGUGUAUCUUCAGAUACGUGACCGCCCAACAUUACUACCCUCUUAUUCUUCAUCCUCAGGACCUUCACAGACUCCACCCCCUCUGUCCUGAAGACGAACAGUGAGUGAGAGCGAGAGGAUUGAUUCCUGUGGCGUGCCAUUGGAUGAAUUCCUCUAUGGAUCCGCUCUCCUUCCUGAUGCUCCUCCCACGCCGCCUGUCCGGCUCUACAGGAGUCAGUCCCUGACACAGAAGAGAAGGUGGCUGAAUGGUUGGUUACCCAUGAUGCCGCUCUUUUCCAGAAUGCUUUAUUUAGCAUUACGCCUCUCGCUGCUCUCAGUCGAGACCCAAAAACGAUGAAAGUAGUCGUUCAUCCUGAUCCCAAAUAUGGACCAACUUUUGCACAUUAGGGUGUGGUUGGCAGAGAUGUUGAUGCUAAUCAAUCAUCUCUCUGUACGGUGUGCCUGUAAGGAUUUUGAUUCAUUUAGAAAAGGUUAAAAUAACCAUGUUUUGUGUUAAAAAAUUAGAUUAUUCCAUAUAUUUUUAUCUUCAAGCCCAUGAUUUCCACCUGCACUCCUCAGCUGUGAACGUGGCCGUGUAGUAUUUGUACUCCCUACCUCUCUCCUCACGGAGGCUCAAGUCGAGUUUAUAGCGACGGUUGAUUUGCUUAAAGAUGAACUGAAGUCUUCAAGUCUGGCUCAGGGCGAGGAGUUCACGACUGUUUUUUAGUUUAACUUGACGUCAUUCUUGUUUCAGUGAUAGUAACCAAAAGAUCUCUGCCAACUAGACUCCCACUCCUCUCCUGAACCAGGUUUACUCCACUCUGCCCCUUUUUUGUAUAUGUUUUAGCUUUUCCUUUAAAAGCUACAAUUUCAGACUGAUGUCAAUUACUUAAGAGGGUCAGAGUAACUGUGGUGUUUUCAAGGAGAUUAGUCUUACUCUGAUACCAGAGGUUUGCUGAGGGACUUUCUUACAUUUGGUAUUUAUUUCAAAGUUAACUUGUGUGUUUUUUUUUUAAGUGCAUACAGACAAAGCAAAGUGUUUUAACUCAGCGAGCUGAUUCACACUGACGCUCAGAGUAACUCUUGAUGAGCUUGACUGAGAAUUCAAAACUCUGGUAAGACUCAUUUUGUCUCUGGUUUUAAAAAUUAAAAAGCAAUUUCUUUGUUUUCUUUUAACCUCAUGUAUGCUACACUUUAACGUUCUUUAAGUAUAGUCUGAGCUCUUCUCAUAACAGAGAGUAUGAAGACGUUUACAUCAUUUAAAGCUUUAAUAAACAAGCUGUCCAUGUGAAUGGAGUAUGUAAUGAGAAACAUUAAUCAAACAUGGCUACUGUGUUAGCUGCCUGGGGUUGUGAUGUGCCCUCGGUUUAACCAGCGUGUGGUUCAGCAAUAGUUCACUGUUCAACUGAAUUACUAUGGUUUGCAUUUGGUACUGUUUCAUUUUUUAUUACUGGAUAUGCACUGACACAAUAAAACAUCAUUUAAACUCCAGCCGCUUCACUGUGAC
Molecule: messenger RNA, 13441 nt
Organism: Xyrichtys novacula (pearly razorfish)
Lineage: Eukaryota; Metazoa; Chordata; Actinopteri; Labriformes; Labridae
Source: the annotation of a GenBank genome assembly